Messenger RNA from Temnothorax curvispinosus, 700 nucleotides. RefSeq names its product 39S ribosomal protein L30, mitochondrial (gene mRpL30). Gene Ontology annotation, cellular component: mitochondrion; large ribosomal subunit. Bases 75 to 650 code for a protein of 191 amino acids. The record is from RefSeq and is a predicted model, not a curated record. The transcript has 4 exons. Gene Ontology annotation, biological process: translation. Lineage: Eukaryota; Metazoa; Arthropoda; Insecta; Hymenoptera; Formicidae. Gene Ontology annotation, molecular function: structural constituent of ribosome.
AAUUACCAAAAAGCAGUCCGCUUAUUAUACAAGUUGCCUGAUAUUACUUCUAAUAAAUAAACGCGCGCGCAAAAAUGGCAAUGUACACUUGCAACAUGACAACUAAGUUGACUCGCGCACCCAUUUUUUUGAAUUUUGUACGUCAUUAUACGAAACGGAGAGUUAAAUGGAAAGAUGCGCAGGGUAAUCUCGAGGGAAUGAAAUUUGGAGCCAUUAAGUAUUUUCCAAGACAUCCAGAUUACGUUGAUCCACCGAUCAAGCCGAGCAAGGUGUUAUUAGUAACGCGGGUAAAGCCUUUUGCGGGUAAUCCUUGGUGGGAGAAAGAGAUGCUCGAGCAAUUAGGUUUCAUAAAUAAGAAACACGCAAAUGCUCCGGUGAUCGUAAAAAACACGCCAGAGAUAUGUGCCAUGCUCUGGAAGGUGAAGCAUCUGAUAAAGAUCGUUCCCAUAAAGUUACCCGACAAAUUGCCAACCAUGGACGAUCUAAAUGGCACAUAUUUACACGAGAAUGGCACGUUUUAUGUUAUACCGAAAGUAGAUUCUGCUCGCGAGGAAGCCGUGGAAAAGUUUGUGAACGAUCCAAAGAAACUGAAUCGCGAUCUUAUACAAGACAAACUGAGGUUUAAGUGGUUACAAGGACGUCCUAUGUAAUAGAUAUUGAAUUCAAUAAUAAAAAUAAAUACUUAUUAAUAAGCGAUUAA